AGCGCUCAGCCGGGUCUGUUCUGUGAGCGCUCAGCCAGGUCUGUUCUGUGAGCGCUCAGCCAGGUCUGUUCUGUGAGCGCUCAGCCAGGUUGUUUGGAAUUUGGGCGGGACGAAGAAGGAGCUGACGAGCUCGGACUUCUCGCCCCGCAGCCCUGGAAGACGUUCCAAGGGUGUUAGGGGCCCGACUUUUCGGGGCCCAAUCUGGGAGAGGAGAAAGAUCCGGACUAACGGCACCUCUGUCUGUAUUUUUGGCUUUCAGAGGGCCCCGGACCUUUGCCACCUCCAUCUGACUUUUGCUUUCAGUUUGGUACCAAAGCCGUGCAGCACGCCUGUCUGUUGUUUGUUUGACUGUUGGUGUUGUUUGUUUUCUCUGUGUUCUAAUCUUCCUUAGAACUAACAUGGGACAGUCCCUAACAACGCCCCUAAGUCUCACUCUUGAUCAUUAGAAAGACGUCCACGACCGGGCACACAACCAGUCCGUCGAGGUUAAAAAAAAAAAAAAGGAAAAUGACAGACUCUCUACACAUCCGAGUGGCCCACUUUCGGAGCAGGAUGGCCAGUGAAUGGCACAUUUAAUAAGAUCAUUAUUUUACAGGUUAAAGAUCGGGUUGUCCACGGACAUCCUGACCAGGUUUCUUAUAUUAUCACUUGAGAGAGUCUCGGCUUAACCCCCCCCCCCCGGGCGGAACCCUUCAUGGACCCGAAUUGGCCUCCCCUCAACCCCCAGCCUGUCCCCUCGGCCCCGCCCGGUCCGCCGGCCACGUCUUCCUCUCUUUACCUUUGUGAAUUCAGAGCCUUCUAAGAAACCUGUCCUCCCGGCAGACCCAAACUCCCCUCUCAUAGAUCUUCUCUCUGACAGGCCCGGCUGAAACGGAGGAGGCAGAGCCGCCGGCCAGAUCAGUUGCCGGGCCACAGUCUGAUAAGGGUUUCUCCCCUGUCGCAGGGAGAUUGCGCAAUAAGCGCGAGGUGAUGCCAGAUUCAACCUCCCAGGCUUUCCCACUUAGACAGGGAACCGGUGGCCAGACCCAAUACUGGCCGUUUUCAGCAGCUGACAUUUACAAUUGGAAACAACACAACCCUUCUUUCUCCAAAGAUCCGGUGGCACUCACCGACCUAAUAGAAUCUGUUUUACUUACCCACCAGCCUACUUGGGAUGACUGCCAACAGCUCUUACAGGCCCUCUUAACCUCAGAAAAAAAACAAAGAGUGUUCCUAGAGGCCAGAAAGCAUGUUCUGGGAGAUGAUGGGCGUCCCACCCAGCUGCCUGAAAAAAUUGAUGCUGCAUUCCCACUUAAGAGACCAAACUGGGAUUUUAAUACAGCUGAAGACUGCCCGUACCCUCUGCUGGGCCGUGACCUGCUCACCAAACUAAAAGCACAAAUUCAUUUUGAGGAAAGAGGGGCCCAAAUAACUGGCCCCCACGGAACUCCCCUUCAAGUUCUAACCCUAUGAACCUGGACAGGACACUGGCUUGGACAGAGACUGGUGGGAUGGGGUUGGCGCUCCAACAGCCCCCCUUAAUUACAACUCCAGUCUCCAUAAAACAAUACCCCCUGUCACAUGAAGCUUAUCAAGGUAUAAGGCCUCACAUUACGAGGCUUCUGGAUCAAGGCAUCCUAGUCCCCUGCCGGUUGCCUUGGAAUACGCCUCUUCUGCCUGUUAAGAAACCCGACACUAGAGAUUAUAGGCCAGUACAAGACUUGAGAGAGGUCAACAAGAGGAUAGAAGAUAUUCAUCCGACUGUUCCAAACCCUUACAAUUUGCUCAGUAACUGUUCAUCGAUGAGAAACAGGGGUAUGCUAAAGGGUCCUAACACAAAGGUUGGGACCCUAGAAACGCCCUGUGGCCUACCUGUCUAAGAAAUUGGACCCUGUGGCCUCCGGCUGGCCACCGUGCCUAAGGAUGGUGGCUGCUAUUGCUGUCCUGAUCAAGGAUGCUAGAAAAUUGACUUUGGGACAGCCACUCACCAUCCUAGCACCCCACACAGUGGAGGCCUUGGUAAAGCAGCCCCCAGACCGCUGGCUCUCUAAUUCCCACAUGACCCACUACCAAGCCUUGUUACUGGAUGCAGAACAGGUUCAGUUUGGACCCGUAGUCGCCCUCAAUCCUGCCACCUUGCUUCCCCUACCAGAGGAGGCAGAACAGCAUGACUGCCUACAAAUCCUCACAGAAGUACAUAGAACCAGGCCGGACCUAUCGGACCAGCCUCUUCAGAAUGCUGACCACACAUGGUACACAGAUGACAACAGCUUCUUGGCAGAGGGAGAGCAAAAGGCUGGAGCUGCGGUCACUACGGAGGACAAAGUGAUUUGGGCGAAAGCCCUGCCUGCUGGUACCUCCGCACAACGGGCUGAACUCAUCGCCUUGACUCAGGCGCUCAAGAUGGCAAAAGGUAAGAGGCUAAAUAUAUAUACAGACAGCCGUUAUGCCUUUGCCAUGGCACACAUCCACGGGGAGAUCUAUCGGAGGCGGGGGCUGCUCACAUCUGAGGGUAAAGAUAUUAAAAAUAAGGCUAAAAUUCUGGCCCUCUUAGAAGCCCUAUUCUUGCCCAAAAGACUGAGUAUUAUACAUUGUCCAGGACACCAGAAAGGGCACAACCCAGAAGCACGAAGAAACCGGCUGGCCGAUGUCACGGCGCGAGAAGCGGCCAUGAACAAACAAAUCUUGCCCUUAAAUAGCCCAGACCAACCCACGCCCCCACCAGUGGGACAAACCAGUUGGGUUUAUGCCCAUGAGGACAUAGAGCUCCUAGAAAAAAUGGGGGCCAUCUACCACCCUCAACUAAAACAGUGGGUCUACAAAGGACUUUUGAAUUGAUCUCCUUUUUACAUAAAUUAACCCAUUUGGGGUUUAAGAAGAUGAAAACCUUACUAGAUCGGGAAGAGAUAAAUCUGUGUCUUUUUUUUUAAUUGGGACAAAGCGAUACAAAAGGUGACUGAGAGUUACAAAGCGUGCGCUCAGGUUAACCUGGGAAGGACCAUGAUUGGACAAGGAGUUCAUCCUAGGGGACACCGUCCCGACAUCCAUUGGGAAAUUGAUUUUACUGAAAUUAAACCAGGUAUAUAUGGAUACAAGUAUCUCCUAGUGUUUAUAGACACCUUCUCAGGAUGGGUCAAAGCCUUCCCCACAAAGCACGAGACUACAAAAAUGGUCACCAAGAAGCUCCUUGAGGAAAUCUUUCCCAGGUAUGACAUGCCUCAAGCGUUGGGGUCGGACAACGGGCCCGCUUUCGUCUCCCAAGUAAGUCAGUUGGUGGCCAAAUUGCUGGGGAUUGAUUGGAAAUUACAUUGUGCCUAUAGACCCCAGAGUUCAGGUCAGGUAGAACGCAUGAAUAGAACAAUUAAGGAGACUUUAUCCAAACUUACGCUUGCAACUGGCUCAAAGGAUUGGGUGGCCCUCCUUCCCCUAGUUCUAUAUCGGGCCCGGAAUACCCCGGGCCCCCAUGGUCUAACUCCUUUUGAAAUAAUAUAUGGAACACCACCCCCAUUUGUCCAUUUCUUUGAUUCAAACAUUGCUGAUUUUGCUGACAGCCCUUCUCUGAGGGCCCAUUUACAGGCCCUACAGAUUGUGCAGAGAGACGUCUGGAGACCUUUGGCCGCUGCCUACCAGGACAAGCUUGAGCAUCCGGUGGUGCCACACCCGUUCCAGAUUGGAGACACCGUGUGGGUGCACAGACACCAGACCAAGAAUCUCGAGCCACGGUGAAAAGGACCCUACACCGUCCUCCUGACUACCCCGACCGCCCUAAAGGUAGACGGAGUCUCGGCUUAGAUCCACACACCACACGUCAAGGCAGUCCGGUCUGAGGAAUUGACUAAUCACAACACUACACCCCAGACAUGGAGAGUUCAGCGCACUCCAAACCCCUUAAAGUUAAAACUCCUACGUGGCUCCUCCUAGCCCUUUUGUGGCCUAGAGUCAGUGGGGGAAUAAGCCCCCACCAGACAGAAAUUUCUUGACCAAGUCGAGUGAAAGAUUUCACUCAAAGUUAGCAAAAAAAUGGGGGAAUGAAAGACCCUAGCUUAGCAGCAGUAACGCCAUUUUGCAAGGCUGUACUUAAGAUGACUGGUUCAGGGAAAGGUUAGAACACUGAGUACACAGCGGCUGCCAAGCAAGAUAUGUUUGGUUGAAGGCCUGGCAACAGGACGACUUCGGUUGAGCACCUGACAAUGAAAAAAAGCCCCAGGAGAGGUCCCACACCCUGGUGGGGGGCCGAGUCAGUCGUUAUGUUCCAAGAAGGUAGCUAAGAAACUUGCCCCCGGGCUGAACCCUUGGGGGGCCGAGUCAGCCGUUAUGUUUCUGGAAGGUAGCUAGGAAACUUGCCCCCGGGCUAAACCCUUGCCAUAUUAGAAUCCACCAAUUAUAUCCCUGUAACCAUGCAUCUGCUUCUGUAUGCUUGCUUCUGCUCCCCAAAAUCCUAUAAAAGCCCAUCCUUGGUUCCGUGGGGCGCGCCAGUCCCCCGAGUGACUGAAGCGCCCGCAGGUGCCUGUGCCUGUGUAUCCCGACAAUAAACCAAAUCCUCUUGCUGAUUGCAUCCUGUGGUGUCUCGGUCUGGUCUUUGGAGUUAGAGGAUCUCCAUCGCGAGGGAAAGUUCUCCCUGAGAGCUUUUCAACACUUAGUGCGUAGCUGCCUAAAAGAUCAGAAAUGCUGUCAACAGGAUAUAAAAAAGGGACAGGCUGUGUUAGAAAUGCUACAGGAAGAAUGAUCUAAAAAGGCUGAGAGUGAGGUGGGGGAGGACUCUAAAGAAAACAAGAACAAGAAAAGAAUUUCUGCUUUUAGUGGCCAGACCUUCAACUCUUGCUCACAGAAAGAGAGUGCUCAUUAGAAGUUCUUUAAGGAGCCUGCCUUAUCUGCUGGCCCUAUUCCAAGACAGGAGCCAGUCUCCAGCAUUAAAUUACUUUUCUCACUGGUCAUCAUUAGCAUGGAGAAUGCCUUUGAUCUUAUCCCCACAGCAGCCAGUUCCUGCCCCUGUGGUCGAAAUGUCCCAGGUUGGGGGGCAGAGAAGCCCCUAAAAUAGUUUCAAAGAAUCUACAACAAACUGUAAAGAACUUUGUUUUGUUUUGCCAGUCAAGAUUUAGAAUUCAGACUUUGGCUGUGGCCAAGGUCAGGAUUAAUGUUUUCUUUUCCAUGGGCCUUUAGCCCACUGAGAAAGUUUGGUAAAGGGCUGCUACUGAGGUCCUGAAAGCCCCAGGUGAACUGGUUACAAUUCUUUUGUCAGCUGCUUAGUAUCUAACACUCAGGUUCUAACCGUCUCUCCAUCCUUUUGUUAUUAGUUCUUACUGGAAGCCUAGUGUCAUUUAGAGGAUGGGUCUCUUGAGUGAUAAAGCCACUGAGCUGGCACUAAAGGAAGGUACUCCUUAAGGGAAAAUCUAAGUCCAGAGAGACAACCGGUAACAGAUAGACUGCCCCUCUGCUCACUUUUCUGUUUCACAGACACAAGGUCUUUUUGUCCCAAGAAAGCCUCCUGGCUUAGCUGUGUGACUAAAUGCUAUUUGCCCUCUUCAGUGGACCUCUAUUCUCAAGAUUCCCUUGUUUUCUCACCAUCCCAUUUGAGAUGCUUGUUAGUAACUGUUACAGGUCUUCUUUACCACCGAGGAAAGAUAGAAUCCUACUAGAGGCCAGAAAAAGUGUUCCAGAGAUGGAUGGAAGGCCCUCACUUCUGCCUGUUGACUUCAAAACACCUAAAGGUAGGGAGUGCCAGGUCUGCCGCCAGGCUCCAAGGGUGGGUCUCUGAGGGGCUAAAAAAUGCCCCACCAAUCUGGCUAAGAUAAGAAAAGGAUAAAGAGAAUGUUACAGAAAUUUAAAGGGUUAAGUUGCUGAGAGUUAAUAUAAGUUACAGAGAAAAUAAGGUUAAAAAAGAAAGAGAUAAAAAGAACAGAAAACUAGAGAAGAAAAGAGACAAAAAGAAGAGGAAGUUAGAGAGCUAAAGAGAGAUAAAAGACGAGAGAGGAACAUAUACUGGCCACAGUAGUUAGGGAACCUAGGAAGAUAGUACCUGGCAACAGAAGAGAAUUCCUGGCUAAAGAUCAGUGUGCCUAAUACAAAGAAAAAGGACACUGGGUCAGGGACUGCCCAAGAAAGAACAAGAGGGGCCACUGGAGAGCUUCUUGGUCCUAGAGUGCUGGACAGGGACCCAAUGCUCUGUGCUCCUAUGCCCCCCAGUGGGCCAAUAUCCAAAGACCUUGAGUGCAAGGAGCUACUGGCAACGAACAAUACUUAUGGACUGCCCGAAGAACAGUGGACCUUGGCGUGGGCCGGGUAACCCACCCACUAAUUCAUGGUCAUCCCUGACUGCCCCUAUCCCUUGCUCAUGAGAAAAUUGCUCUCCAAAUUGGCUUGCGUGGGCUGAAAUGGCUGGAUGAGGCCAUGUGUAUACAUAUCUAUAGACUGUGUAUGUGGAGCUUAAGACCUGUCUCAGUACACCAGUAACUGAUGCUGGGAGAUGAAUGGCUUAGUGCUUUUCUGCUUGGAACACAUCACUCCUGCCAGCCGGGCACUAACAAUUAUCACCCAAUCCAGGACUUAAACUGUGAUAGAGUGGCUGAUAGAGUGUCCCAAAAGAUGGGACCACUGGUCAGCAGCCAUGGACUAGAUUCUCCACCGGUUGGGGACAAUCUGGUCACCUUGCUGCCCAAUCCGGACCUGGAGCCACCACAGCACGAGUGUCAAACACUGACAGAAGCACAUGGGUGGAGGAAAGACCUGUGCGACUGGCUGAUUGACCCCUACUGAAAGCCGAGGACCUUGUCCACAGACGGGAACAGUUCUCUUCAUGAAUAAAGGUCAGAGAUAAGUGGGUGCUGCCAUGGUGGACAACACAAUGUCAUCUGGGAUGGCUGAACCUCUACCCCCCCCCAGCACAUUAGCGCCACAGAUGUCUUUGCCAUCUCUUAGAUGCCCUGAUGAAGCCAACAACUGUGAGUACUAUUCAUUGCUCAGGAAAACAGGAGGGAAGAGAUUCAGUGACAUGGGGCAGUGACAAAGCAGAUAAAGUGGCUCGGGAAAUGGCUAUGCAGGAGCCUAUCCUGGUUACAGGCCUGCAAGAGACAGCCACUGAGAACUAGGAUUAGACUAAGGGAUGACCUCACUUAGAAAAGGCCCAAAUUGCUUAAAAGAUAAAGGACAAUGGCACACUUGGGGAGAAAGCUGUACCCCCCCCCCAGAGAACAAACAAAAGACUCACUUUGCCAAAUUAAGAAAUAGACUCAUUUAAGAGAUAAGAAGUUUGUCCAAAUAGUUAAAAUAUAUAUAAUAGACUUUAAGAUUUUAGCCAAGAGAGACAGUAAAAAGUAUAAGAUACGUUAGUAAACAAAUGCUUAACAAACAAACAGGACAAAGAGACCUAGAGAGUUUAACGAAAAGUUGAAGUGAACUUCACUGAGAUAAAACCAGAAAAAUAUAAUCACAAGUAUCUCCUAGUGCUUGUAGAUACUUUUUCAGGAAUAGAUAAAAGCUUUCCUCACCAAACGAGAGACGGCCUCUACAAUCAUCAAGAAGAUACUGAAAGAAAUCUUCCCCAGGUCUGGAAUGCCCAAGGUAAUCUGGUCAGACAACGGCCCUACUUUCGUUGCCAAGGUAAGCCAGGGUGUGGCCAAGUAUUUAGAGGUCGAUUAGAAAUUACAUUAUAUUUACAGACCUCAAAGUUCAGGACAGGUAGAGUAAAUAAAUAAAAUUUUAAAAGAGAUCCUGAACAAAUUGACCAUGGAGACUGGCACAGACUGGGUGACACUCCUUCCCUCUUGCUCUCUUCAGAGCAAGAAAUACCCCUUCCAGAUUCAGCCUUACCCCCUUUGAGAUCUUAUAUGGGGCCUCAGCUCCCCUGACUGUAUUAGAUGAUGUUACUGAACCAACAUGUCAUAGUGCCAUAGUAAUAAUGAUUUGUGUGCCAGGCUAAAAGACCUACAGGUGAUACAGAAAGAAAUCUGCCCACAGCUGACAGCAGCCUAUGCCCCGGAGACCCCUGAGACAUCCCAUCAGUUCCAGGUCGGAAGCAGCUACACUGAGCCCAGACACUCAGAGCCUCGCUGGAAAGGACCGUACCUGGUGCUGCUGACCACCCUGACAGCCGUCAAUUCUCAGCCCUCACCAGCCGUGUACUAGCUGUUAGGGCUGAAAGCUGGGACCUAGAGGGAAAUUCAGUCAUGUUUGUCCUGGGUUCUAUCAAGAUAGGUGUGGGAUAGGCUUGAUUUCUAUUACAAAUGAUAUAACAUUACAUAUGUUAAUACUCCUAACACUUCUUGGGACUGUGCCUCAGGGAUCACAAUCUAUAUAAGUUUAGAAGUUCUAAAAGCUAGUCAUGACCUUGGUGUAUAGGUUUUGAUAGUGUCCAGAUUAGAAUCCUAAUGCUAAAGACUUAGUAAGACACACACAAAAAAAAAAGGAGUUGAGAAUUACUUAGGGCUAGGGCUAUCUAGGUGCUGCAAGGGCAACACAAGGACAUCUGCUGUUGCCCUACAAUACAAGGCUUAUAAAAAAUUCAGAACUGCCAUUGACUCAGAUAUAAAAAGAGGAAAGGACUUUUUAUCUGACCUCUAAGAAUACCUAACCUCUCUCUCAGAGGUAGUCCUUCAAAAUAGAAAAAGAUUAGACCUGAUAUUCCUUAAAGAAGGAGUCUGUGUGCUAUACUGAAAGAAAAAUGUUGUUUCUAUACAGACCAUUCAAGAGUAAUUAAAGACUCCAUAAAUAAACUUAGAAAAAGGUUAGACAAAAGACAGACAGAAAAACACAUCAGAGAUGGUUCGAGAGCUAGUUUAGUAGAUCUCCCUGGAUGACUACCCUACUCUCUGCUACAGCUGGGCCAUUAUUAAUAAUUUUCUUGGUUUUAGUUUUUGGCCCCUGCGUGACAAACAGGUUAAUUGCUUUUGUUAAAAAUCGAGUGGGUGCUGUGCGGUUGAUGGUUCUGAGACAACAGUACCAGUCAGUUAGGACAACUGGUGAGACCAAAUAUGAGACUUGAUAUCAAAAUUCUAAGAUUAGAAUUAUUUAGUAGGAGAAGACGGGAAUGAAAAAAAAUUAUACAAAUUCUAGGUUUAGAAAUAUAAAAUUAAAAGAGUUAGCCCCAAAGGCCACAGACCCAGGGCUAAGCCCUACAGCCAGGACUAGCAGGCCAUAAAGAUAAAGGAGCACAGGAAACACUGUCCAGGCAGGACUGACAAGCCAUAAAGAAAAGGAAUGCAGGAACCAGCCUGAGUUAAUGGGACUGAUUCAUGGGACGUCUGACAGAAAGACAUCUCCCCCCAGCUCACUCAGGGCCAUCCUCCAGACCCUGAUAAGCCCCUGACUUCUAACACGUACUCUUUCUGCUUUGUUCUCACUGCUAUGUUUAAAUGAGCCAAUUGUAUGUAACCACGCCAAAACCCCCUAGCCUUCUCUAUAUAACCCUCUGACUUUUGAGUUUCGGGGCCGACACCUCUGUCUCCUGCGCGGGAUACGUGUCGGCCCGGAGAUCUCUGUAAUAGGUCUCCGUAAUAAACCUCGCCUUUGCUUAUUACAUCCAAAA
Rattus norvegicus (Norway rat) is the source of this 9499-nucleotide messenger RNA. The record is from RefSeq and is a predicted model, not a curated record. Lineage: Eukaryota; Metazoa; Chordata; Mammalia; Rodentia; Muridae.